AUGAAGCGUUCUUCUUUCACUCGCGACAACAAUAACGAUUCCAACAAGAAACAUUGUACUCGAUCGCCUUGCCCUUCUUCAACUUUGCACAGCAACGACAAUACCACUAUGAGUGUACAAGUACUAUCUAUUAUUCAAGAUACCAUCCAUCAUUUGGACAAAGGUCGCAUCGAUCAAUGUCUCAGUAAUAGACUCUCUGCCGAAGCCUUGGAUGAAUUGGAUCCCAAAAGUGCAGAGAUAGCAACGUCCCUGGAGGCUGCCCUGAAGAAUAUCGCACAACGACAAUUACAACUAGAGACUGAGAACUUGCGUUAUCGGAUAGCGAUUCAGCAACAACAUCAGCUGUUGCUAGGUCAACAACAAUUGCAACAGGGUGGCAAUAUGCCGCUACCAUCGACAUCCUCGUCAUCAGCACCCUCAUCUUCAUCAGCAACAGGCAAGAACAUCAAUCCAUCUUCAUCUUCAACCACAACCACCACAUCCUCGUCUAGAGAAGAAGACGAUGUCCCAUUGCCAACUUCAUCCUCGACACAAGGUGCUGCUGCCAAUAGUCGUACUUUGGAACGACAUCGCCCUGAUGACCUACACAUGACUUCUGAAGAAGGAAUUCCCACUAUCCGCGAGACUUCAUUGAUCGAACGAAUGCAAACUCCCGCUGAGCCCAUUGUAUCCUUGCCAACCAAUCAUCGUAUUACUACCGACAGAUAUCAGAUCCCUGCACCUAUGCCCACACCACCUUUUACUGUUCCACCUGGUUCGACUGCUUUUCCCGUAUUCUUUGGCAACGACAGCACCACCGCCGCCGCUGCUACUGCUACUGCUACUGCUACUGCUACUUCAUUGAUGCCUGCUUCUUCUUCUUCCAACAACAACAACACUGAUGCCGCCGAUAACAUUGUAUGCUCGGAUUGCGUUAUGCAAGCCGUCAAGGUCGCCUCUGCUAUUUAUGCUGGUGAAUUGCACCAACGUGUGACAUGUAACCAUGAAGGAUGCAUUUCAUCAUCAUCUGCUGCUGCUCUCUCUCAAAACGCUCCUAUCAACACCCUCAAGAAUGCUGUCAAUGCCAUGGCCAAUCAUUUACAAAGAGUGACGGAUGAAGUGAUGUAUGUGGCUCAUGAAACGGCUGUCAAGGGCAAACUCGGUGUGCAAGCACGAUGCGAUUCACAAAUGCGUGGUGUAUGGCGUGAAGUGGUUGUUGAUAUGAACAACAUGACCCGUAACCAUCUUGAACAAGUACGUGAUAUUGCGGAUGUUUCUACGGCUAUUGCACGUGGUGAUCUCAGCAAGACCAUGACGGCUCCCGUUAAGGGUGAGACACUUGUCCUCAAGAACACAUUCAAUACGAUGGUGAAUCAGCUGAACACUUUUGCAUCCGAAGUAUCACGCGUGGCCCAUGAAGUUGGCACAGAAGGCAAAUUGGGUGUCCAAGCCAAAGUUGCUGGUGCAGAUGGCAUUUGGAAAGAGCUUACGGAUAACGUCAAUACCAUGGCCGACAAUCUUACCAACCAAGUUCGUGACAUUGCUCAAGUCUCCAAAUCGGUGGCUCGAGGUGACCUUACCAAAAAGGUGACAGUGGAAGUUCGUGGUGAAAUGCUUGACCUCAAAAACACAAUCAAUACGAUGGUGGAUCAGCUUUCGACAUUUGCACUUGAAGUGACCCGCGUAUCGCUCGAAGUUGGCACUAAGGGUAUUCUCGGUGGCCAAGCUGUUGUCAAGGAUGUGGAUGGGACAUGGAAAGACCUUACCGACAAUGUCAAUUUGAUGGCAUGCAAGAUUACCGACCAAGUCAGAGAUAUUGCUGUUGUGGCAAAAGCAGUAGCCAAAGGUGAUCUCAGCAAAAAGGUGGUUGCCAAUGCACAAGGCGAAGUUCUAGAACUCAAAAACACAAUGAAUCGUAUGGUUGAUCAAUUGACAUUAUUCUCUGCCGAAGUACGUCGUGUAUCACUUGAAGUCGGCGUUGAAGGCAAACUUGGUGGUCAGGCUGUAGUCAAGGAUGUGGGAGGUGCUUGGAAGGAUCUUACCGACAAUGUGAAUACCAUGGCAGCGAAUCUUACCACCCAAGUACGAUCGAUUGCUGAAGUCACCAAAGCAGUAGCCAAAGGCGAUUUAUCAAAAAAGAUUGACGUGGAAACGCGAGGCGAGAUUUUGGAUUUGAAGAAUACGGUCAACAACAUGGUGGAUCAGCUCAGGGUAUUUUCGACUGAGGUGACACGUGUUGCCAAAGAAGUUGGUACAGAAGGCAAGCUUGGUGGUCAAGCAUUUGUACCCAAUGUGGAUGGCACGUGGAAGGACCUGACAGAUAAUGUGAAUACCAUGGCAACCAAUCUCACCACCCAAGUACGAUCCAUUGCCGUUGUCACAAAAGCCGUUGCCAAUGGUGAUCUCAGCAAAAAGAUUCAUGUGAAUGUGAGCGGUGAAAUAUCGGAUCUCAAGGACACUGUCAACAAUAUGGUGGAUCAAUUACGUGUAUUUGCAUCCGAAGUGACACGUGUGGCAAGAGAAGUGGGUACAGAAGGCAAGCUUGGUGGUGAAGCCAAUGUCCCUAGUGUGAGUGGCACGUGGAAGGAUCUCACCGACAAUGUCAAUACCAUGGCAGCGAAUUUGACAACGCAAGUGCGAUCGAUUGCUCAAGUAACAAAAGCUGUGGCUAAGGGUGAUCUUAGCAAAAAGAUUGAUGUCGAGACACAAGGCGAGAUUUUGGAUUUGAAGAACACGGUCAACAACAUGGUGGAUCAGCUCAAUAUAUUUGCAGCCGAGGUCACUCGUGUGGCCAAAGAGGUGGGCACAGACGGCAAACUUGGUGGUCAGGCGUCUGUGCCAAAUGUGGAUGGCACGUGGAUGGAUCUCACGGAUAAUGUCAACCAAAUGGCCGCCAAUCUCACGGCUCAAGUGCGCUCUAUUGCUGAAGUCACCAAAUCAGUCGCUCAUGGUGAUCUUUCCAAAAAGAUUGAAGUUGAAAGCGGUGGUGAAAUUCUCGAGCUCAAGAAUAUUGUCAACAAUAUGGUGGAUCAAUUACGUGUCUUUGCAUCUGAAGUCACUCGUGUGGCUCGUGAAGUGGGCACGGAUGGCAAUCUUGGUGGACAAGCUGUGGUACAAGGUGUUGCUGGUACCUGGAAAGAUUUAACCGACAAUGUGAAUAUCAUGGCUGCCAAUUUGACAAGUCAAGUACGAUCGAUAGCAGAGGUCACCAAGGCUGUGGCAUUGGGUGAUUUAUCUAAAAAGAUCGAAGUUGAGAGCGGUGGUGAAAUCCUUGAGCUCAAGAAUAUUGUCAACAACAUGGUGGAUCAAUUACGUAUAUUUGCCUCUGAAGUCACGCGUGUUUCCAAGGAAGUGGGCACUGAAGGCAAAUUGGGAGGACAAGCUCUUGUGCGAGGCGUGGCUGGUACUUGGCAUGAAUUGACGGAUAAUGUCAAUACCAUGGCUGCCAAUCUUACUACUCAAGUACGAUCGAUUGCUCAAGUGACCAAGGCUGUAGCCAAUGGUGAUCUAUCAAAGAAAAUCGAGGUCGAGACACGUGGCGAAAUCCUUGAUUUGAAGAAUACCGUCAACAACAUGGUGGAUCAAUUGAACGUAUUUGCUGCUGAAGUGACUCGUGUGGCAAAGGAAGUGGGCACGGAUGGCAAAUUGGGUGGUCAAGCUUCUGUACCUAAUGUCGAUGGCACGUGGAUGGAUCUUACCGAUAACGUCAAUCAAAUGGCAGCCAAUUUGACAGACCAAGUACGAUCCAUUGCUGAAGUAACCAAGGCCGUUGCAUUGGGAGAUCUUUCCAAAAAGAUUGAAGUUGAAAGUGGCGGUGAAAUCCUUGAGCUCAAGAAUAUUGUCAACAACAUGGUGGAUCAGCUUCGUGUCUUUUCAACAGAGGUCACUCGUGUAUCACGUGAAGUGGGUACCGAAGGCAAGCUUGGUGGACAAGCCGUCGUUAAUGGGGUAGCUGGCACAUGGAUGGAUCUUACGGAUAACGUCAACACGAUGGCUGCCAAUCUUACUACCCAAGUACGCUCCAUUGCUCAAGUCACUAAAGCUGUUGCCAAUGGUGAUCUAUCAAAGAAAAUUGACGUGGAAACGCGUGGUGAAAUCCUUGAUCUCAAGAAUACGGUCAAUGACAUGGUGGAUCAGCUUCGAGUGUUCUCAACAGAAGUGACCCGUGUUGCCAAAGAAGUUGGUACAGAAGGCAAGCUUGGUGGUCAAGCAUUUGUACCCAAUGUGGAUGGCACGUGGAAAGAUCUCACAGACAACGUGAAUACCAUGGCAACCAAUCUCACCACUCAAGUCCGAUCCAUUGCUCAAGUGACAAAAGCCGUCGCUCUCGGCGAUUUAUCCAAAAAGAUUGAAAUUGAAACACGUGGCGAGAUUCUCGAGCUCAAAGAUAUCGUCAAUGAAAUGGUGGAUCAACUACGUAUUUUUGCAUCAGAGGUCACGCGUGUAUCAAAAGAAGUCGGCACCGAAGGCAAAUUGGGUGGCCAAGCUGUUGUUCAAGGUGUUGCUGGUACCUGGAAAAACUUGACGGAUAAUGUCAAUAUCAUGGCAGCCAAUUUGACAAGUCAAGUACGAUCCAUUGCCGAGGUGACCAAAGCUGUGGCAUUGGGUGACUUAUCCAAGAAGAUUGAAGUUGAGAGUGGUGGUGAGAUUCUCGAGCUCAAGGAUAUUGUCAAUGAAAUGGUGGAUCAGCUUCGUAUAUUUGCAUCAGAGGUUACACGUGUAUCAAAAGAAGUCGGCACUGAAGGCAAAUUGGGUGGCCAAGCUGUUGUACAAGGUGUUGCUGGUACCUGGAAAAACUUGACGGACAAUGUGAAUAUCAUGGCAGCCAAUUUGACGAGUCAAGUACGAUCCAUUGCCGAGGUGACCAUAGCUGUGGCAUUGGGUGACUUAUCCAAGAAGAUCGAAGUUGAGAGCGGUGGUGAAAUUCUCGAGCUCAAGAACAUCGUCAACAACAUGGUGGAUCAACUUCGUGUCUUUUCUACCGAGGUUACAAGAGUGGCACGUGAAGUGGGUACAGAAGGCAAAUUGGGUGGACAAGCUCUGGUUCAAGGUGUUGCUGGCACAUGGAAAGAUUUGACUGAUAAUGUCAACAUGAUGGCUGGUAAUCUCACUACGCAAGUGCGUUCCAUUGCUACUGUUACCACGGCUGUUGCAAAGGGUGAUUUAUCACGCAAGAUUGUGGUUGAAGUACAAGGUGAAAUUCUUGAGCUAAAGGAUACGGUGAAUUCCAUGGUGGAUCAGCUACGUGUAUUUGCUGCCGAGGUAACCCGUGUGGCGCGAGAAGUGGGUACCGAAGGCAAAUUGGGUGGCCAAGCAGCUAUUCGUGGCGUUGAUGGAACCUGGAAAGACUUGACAGACAAUGUCAAUUCGAUGGCAAGCAAUCUCACAGACCAAUUACGUGCUAUUGCAGCAGUAUGUAAAGCUGUGGCACAAGGUGAUUUAUCCAAGAAGAUUGAAGUCGAGGUGCAUGGUGAAAUUGCCGAGCUCAAGAACACCAUCAAUACCAUGGUUGAUCAACUCAACUCGUUUGCCUCUGAAGUGACAAGGGUUGCUCGUGAAGUGGGUACUGAAGGCAAAUUGGGUGUACAAGCCGAAGUCGAAGAUGUGGAAGGUGUUUGGCGUGAGAUCACAAGCAAUGUCAAUACCAUGGCAAGCAACCUUACGACCCAAGUACGUGCAUUUGCACAAAUUUCAGCUUCUGCCACGGCGAAUGACUUUUCACGUAUGAUCACCGUUGAAGCUUCUGGUGAAAUGGAUUCGCUAAAGACCAAGAUCAAUCAAAUGGUGGCCUCGCUGCGUGAUGCUAUUGAUAAAAAUCGACUUGCGAAAGAAGCUGCUGAAUUGGCCAAUCGAUCCAAGAGCGAGUUCCUUGCCAACAUGAGUCACGAGAUCCGAACACCCAUGAACGGCAUUAUUGGCAUGACAUCGUUGACUUUGGAGACCGAGCUUACACGUCAACAGCGUGAAAACUUGAUGAUUGUAUCCAGCCUGGCCAAUAGCCUGUUGACGAUCAUUGAUGACAUUUUGGAUAUUUCCAAGAUCGAAGCGGGUCGCAUGACCAUCGAGAAGAUUCCAUUUUCGUUACGAUCCAACAUGUUCAGUGUGCUCAAGACCUUAGCUGUCAAGGCGAAUCAAAAGAAGCUCGAUUUGAUAUACAAUGUGGAUAACUCGAUUCCUGAUCAAUUGGUGGGUGAUCCUUUCCGUUUACGACAAGUGAUCACCAAUUUGAUCGGCAAUGCUGUCAAAUUUACCAACCAUGGAGAAGUUGUACUACGAUCACGUUCCGUUGGCAUGAAUGGUGAUGAUGUCAUGGUCGAAUUUUGUGUAAGCGAUACUGGCAUUGGUAUUCCUUCAGACAAGUUGGAUGCUAUCUUUGAUACAUUUGCACAAGCGGAUGGUGGCAUCACACGACAAUAUGGUGGCACUGGUCUUGGCUUAUCUAUUUCCAAGCACUUUGUACAGCUCAUGGGUGGCAAGUUAUGGGUCGAGAGCAUGUAUGGUCGUGGAUCCGAGUUUUACUUUACGGUGAAUUUGCAAAGAUACCAUGUCAAGACCGAUGAGAUUCAAGAAAAGCUUGCUCGUUUCAGAGGACGACGUGUAUUAUAUCUCGAGUCGCCUGGCAACGAAUCAACCUUGGUUUCUCAAGUAGCCGAGCUUGGACUACAACCUGUAAAAGUAAGCAGCAUGGAAGAAGCGACCGAGACAGCCAACAAUCGAAGUGCAGCAGCGAGCAAAAAGAACACCCAUGUACCACCUUUCGAUGUGCUUGUAGUGGACAACAUGACACACGCUGAACGCAUUCGAGAGAUUGUACACUUGCGAUUCACGCCUAUUGUAUUGAUCACCCCAGAGAUCCAUCCACUCAAUAUGAAACUAUGCAUCGAUUUGGGCAUUACUAGCUGUGUCAACACACCCAUCACCAACCCUGAUUUGGCACAUGCGUUGUUACCUGCUCUCGAAAACCAUGUGGCCGUUCCAAGCGAUGCAUCCAAAUCAGCAGCACUUGAAAUCUUACUUGCUGAAGACAACCCCGUCAACCAAAAGCUUGCAGUACGCAUUCUCGAAAAGUUUGGACACCAUGUCCACAUUGUUGCAAACGGUCAAUUGGCUGUCGAGGCAUUCCAGAACAAGAGGCUUGAUCUCAUUCUCAUGGACGUCCAAAUGCCUGUUAUGGGCGGCUUUGAAGCAACUCAACAAAUUCGACGACUUGAGAAAUCAUCCGGCACCAAUGCCCAUAUACCCAUCAUUGCACUUACUGCACACGCCAUGAUCGGCGACCGUGAAAAAUGCUUGAAUGCAGGCAUGGAUGAAUACGUAACCAAGCCGCUCCGUUUCCCUGAACUCAUUGCUGCUAUCAAAAAGUUCGCCCCACAAUGA
Lichtheimia ornata is the source of this 7356-nucleotide messenger RNA. RefSeq lists its product as uncharacterized. The record is from RefSeq and is a predicted model, not a curated record. The transcript has 8 exons. Gene Ontology annotation, molecular function: phosphorelay sensor kinase activity. NCBI's taxonomy places the organism in Eukaryota, Fungi, Mucoromycota, Mucoromycetes, Mucorales, Lichtheimiaceae. Gene Ontology annotation, cellular component: membrane. The coding region runs from base 1 to 7356 and encodes 2451 amino acids. Gene Ontology annotation, biological process: phosphorelay signal transduction system; phosphorylation.